Molecule: messenger RNA, 4385 nt
Organism: Oryza sativa Japonica Group (Japanese rice)
Lineage: Eukaryota; Viridiplantae; Streptophyta; Magnoliopsida; Poales; Poaceae
Source: RefSeq, a predicted model, not a curated record
CCCUCCCAAAUUUACGAGAAGUUGAUUUCUGGUAUGUAUAUGGAAGAAACUGUCUGAAGAAUCUUGCUAGAGAUGGCUCGAGAAGCUGCCAUAUUUGGUGAUAAUAUACCUCCAAAACUUGAGAGACCAUAUCCGAAUACCCCGAAGGUAUGUUGUUCAGUCUUUUUUGUUUAUUUUCUAUUCCUUCUCCUUUUGGAUUGAUAUUUGUCCAGAAGCUCAUGAAAAGGACGUAGACACUUAUAGUUAUCAUUCACUAAUCCAGCAUGAAAAAAAUAUCCAGCAGAAUUGCUAAGGAAUCUGUAGUUGCGUUCCUAGUUCCUAGGCCCUAUUACAAACUUCAAGUUAGCUAUUGAAUAUUUGAAUUCUAUCAUAGAGGAAUGUCUUAACAUCUUGCAGGUUGAUAUUUCCUGUAGUGAUAUGGCUAAACUACCAAUUAACAGAAGCAAUUUUAUCUGUUGAAAUUUCAGAUUUUACACAGCUUACAGCAGAAACUUUGCUGCGUAAAGAAAUAAAAAAAAGAUUGUGCAAGUUGAUAGAUAUAAAUAAAGUUUUAAAUUUUUUGCAUGGCUUGGCAGCUCUUCAAAUUAAACCGAACCAUUUACCUUUCCGACAAUAGUCAGUUUUUUUUUGUUGCACUCAAGAACACUUGACAUGCCGAUGAUUAGGGAUGCAAGUGGGGCGGGCUUUUUUUUCGGCCCGCAGUCCCGCCCCACAAAAAAGCCCGCAAAUUUGUGGGCUGGCCAUCCUGCGUGGACCUUGCAAAAUUGUUUGGCCCAUCCCGCACAGCCCGUUGGGCGCCACGGCAUUAGGGCACAGACUGGGAGACGCCCUCCAGUCUCCUGAUCCAGCGAAAUAGCGAAUCCAGUGCAUUUCAUACUUCAGUUCUUGAUAGUUCUUGAUAGAUCCAUCCAAUCCAAAUCCUGCAGCUUGCGACGCUGCGCUGCCGCCUCCAGAUCUCUACACACUAAUUAAGGUACAAGAUCAAACUAACCUUUCAUGUGUUUCUUUUGUAUUUAUGUGAAUCAACGAAUUGCUUCUCCAAGAAUGGCAGCAGGUUGUCUCACUCACUCUAUUUGUUUUUGUAUAUGUUAAACUUUGAGUGUGAUUGGUGAUCUAGCCAUUGUUAUACUGGACAUCAGCGUCUGCAAAUGAUCUAUUGCAUCUUUUUUUUAAUCUAAUUAAUGUGGUGCAUGAUCAGCUACCACUGGUUUGACAUAACAAGAUUGAUAGGUGCUCAUUCAGAGAAGUUUCCUUCAGACUAAUUUCUUAAUUAUUAGCUUCAGAUUUUUUUUUUCUUGUUCUAUAGUAUAUAAAGUACAGUUACAUGUAGUAGUAAUAUUCACCCCAGAUGUUACACUGGAUAAUUAUUUUUUCAUGUUUUCCCUGCAUCUGCAUUAGUUAUUCAGAAUUUCAUCUUGGUGAAAUAAACAGAACACUUACACAACUGUUGGCCCAAUCAGACUAUCAGAGUACUGUUCUAAUAGAGGACCAAUCAGGCACAUGUGCUGAUAGUAGAGUGCUACGCAUUCUUUUUAUUAUUUGCCCUUCAUGAUAUAUAGUCUAUUUGUUUUGAUUUUUGAAGUGCUAUAUAGUUCACAAGUGCUCGCAAUUUUACUCUUUUCAUAAGUGCUCACAAUUUAACUAUGCUCACAAUUUUGCUCUUUUCAGCACAAAUUUUCUUCCAUGUCGACCCCAUCAUCGUUUGAAGCUACUGAAGAGGCAACCCUUUUAGGGGCAAAGCGGAAGUCUUCUUUAGAUCCUCCUUCAGCCAAGCGACCACGGUCACCUAUUUUGCCAUUAGUAAGGUCCCCAAGGGUGAGACACAUGAUGUCCCAAGUGAGCUCUCCAUCUGUUAGAUCUCCAAUGGCAAUUAUCAAUUCUUCAAGGCAAAGAACUCCAUCACCAGCCCCAACUUCUAAUGAUAUCGAUAUGACAAAUCAGACAAGAGCGACUCCUUGUGGGAGUCACGCCACAGGGAGAGCAAGAAAACUGAAAUCUACAAUGUGGAAAGAAUUUGAUCCAAUACGUACUAAUGAUAAACUAUCACAUGCUAAAUGUAUCCACUGCAAUAAGGUUUUCGUGGCUAGCCGAUCUUCUGGGACUAGUUAGUGCCUUAGACAUUUGAAAGUUUGUAAGGUCAGGCUUAGAAUGCACCAUUUGAUUGAGCAUAUGCAUGCCAACUUGUCCCCUACCGCUGAUGUUAUGAAGAAUUGGAAAUUUGACCAAGAAGUGUUACGGAAAGAACUUCUUAGGAUGAUUGUGUUCCAAGAGUUACCCUUUAGCAUUGUUGAGCAUGUUGGAUUUAGGAGAUUUGUUGCAAGUUUAAAUCCAUAUUUUAAGGUGAUAUCAAGAACCACACUGAGAAAUGAUUGUAUGGCUGCUUAUGAGGAUCGUAAGUUAGCUUUAUUUGAUGUCUUGAAGAGCUCAAAUUCUCGAGUAUCUCUUACUGCCGACAUGUGGACUUCCAUCCAGAACUUAGGCUAUUUGUGUGUUACCUGUCAUUACAUUGAUAAUGAAUGGAAGUUGCAAAAGAGAAUUAUAAAGUUUGCUCUAGUGCCGACCCCACAUGAUGGCAUCACUAUGUUUAGUGAAAUGCUAAAGGCCAUUCAGGAGUGGCAUAUCGAAAAUAAGUUAUUCAGUGUUACCUUAGACAAUGCAAGUGUGAAUGAUACAAUGAUGACUCAUCUGAAAACCAAUCUUGUUGGUAAGACAAUGUUGCCUUGUGAUGGAGUGUUGUUGCAUUUCCGCUGUGCUGCCCAUAUAUUCAAUCUAAUUGUCCAAGAUGGGCUAAAAACCAUGAGCAACGCCAUUAACAGUAUAAGAGAAAGUGUUAAAUAUGUUCGGAGUUCGCAAUCACGUGGUCAAAGGUUUGAAGAGAUGAUUGCUCAAGUGGGAAUAAAAACUAACAGACGACCAUCGCUUGAUGUAUCAACGAGAUGGAAUUCGACAUACUUAAUGCUCGAGUCAUCUUUAUUGGUCAGAAUGGCCUUUGAAGCCUUGGAUCGGCAUGACAUAAAUUAUUUGCAUCAACCCUUCGAUUAUCAAUGGACAAUGGCUGAGAAGCUUUGUGCUUUGUUGAAAGUUUUCUAUGAAGCUACUGUUGCAGUAUCUGGUACGUUGUACCCAACUUCAACAUGCUAUUUUCAUGAACUUUGGAAGAUAAAGAUGGUUUUGGACAAGGAGGCUACAAAUGAAGAUGUCACCAUUGCAUCUAUUGUCAAGGAAAUGAAAGAAAAAUUUAAGAAGUACUGGGACGCUCAAUACUUGCAAAUAUGUUUCCCAGUUAUUUUUGAUCCAAGGUAUAAGUACAAAUUCAUUGAGUUUCGUUUGAAGUCUGCAUUUGGAGCUGCUGCAACUCAUUACCUUAAGGAAAUCAAGAGUAAUAUGCAGAAAUUGUUUGAUGAAUAUUCUGCCAAGUAUGGGGGCUCAAACAACAUCAAUUCUCAGCCCGAAACAAGUGUUGAGCAGAAUGUUGAUGCAAGUAAUCAAUUCGUUGAUUGGAGACAGUUUCUACAUGACAAAAGCAGGAGCAAAGUAAAGAGUGAGCUUAGUCGAUAUCUUGCUGAUGUGCCUCAGGAAGGUGAUUUCCAAGAUGGGCAUGAUUUUGAUAUCUUGAACUGGUGGAUGGUAAACAAAACAAAGUACCCUGUGAUUUCACGAAUGGCACAUGAUGUUUUGGCUAUUCCAGCAACAUCAGUGGCAUCAGAGGCAGCAUUUUCAACUGGAGAAAGGAUCAUUAGUGACUAUAGAAGUAGACUUUCGAGCAGUACUGUAGAGGCAUUGAUUUGCCUUCAAGAUUGGAUGAGGGCAGAAGGUUUGGGUGAUUUCUUUGCACGUGAUCUUGCUGAGAGUGAUGACCAAAAUGUGCAACAUUCAGGUGAAAAUGCCUAUACACCUCUAGUAACAUGUAGUACCAGCACAACAACCAGCAGCAGGUAAUAUAGAAAAAGACCGGAAGAGCUCAUGGAGUUGGAAGCAGUUGUUUGUCACUUUGUCAAUUGGGACAGUUGGUUUAUCAUGAAGAGAAAAUGCAUCAUCAUCACUCUUUGGUCCGAUGCUUCGGGCGAAACCAAUUCCCAGGGUGUGACCAAUUCCCAGGGUGUGACGGGCAGUGUGUACAGGGCCCGGGUACAGCGUUAGCACGCACAUCCGUUUUCUUGCUGGCCGAGUUAAUAAAAAAGAAAUCUCUCAUAAUUAGGGAUGAAGCACCAAUGUAACUUUAGUCAUGAUGUUGAAGGAAAAGAAUGGUGUUCUUAUUCAGUACUAUACUUGUUAUGUCAUUGAAAAAGAAUACUUUCACAUGAAAAUAAUACAGUUUUCAUGUGCUAAAUUUGGGAUAUGGAGUAGUUAUGUGCUUGUGUGAUUGAUGAACCUAAUUAAACAGA